UCUCCCGGGCGGUGCCCGGUGAGGCGCAGCCGCCGCGGGCUGUGGCGAGGGGCAGCUCCGCUCCAGCCGCGCAGGGCCGGCCGGAGCCCGGCCCCUUUUCCCGGGGCCAGCUGCGUUCUGGAGCCGAGGGCCGGGAUGAAGCAGGCGCUGGUGGACGACACCGAGGAUGUGUCCCUGGAUUUCGGGAGCGAGGAGGAGCUGGCGCUGCGGAAAGCGCGGAUCAGGCACCCACUGGCCACCUUUUUCCACCUGUUUUUCCGAGUGAGUGCUAUUGUUACCUACUUGUUCUGUGACUGGUUCAGCAACAGCUUUGUUGCCUGUUUUGUCACUAUUCUCCUCCUUCUAUCCUUUGACUUUUGGUCUGUCAAGAAUGUGACAGGAAGACUCUUGGUUGGUUUGCGUUGGUGGAACCAGAUUGAUGAAGAUGGAAAAAGUCACUGGGUGUUUGAAGCAAAAAGGGUGCCUACAAUAGCUGCCUCAACUGAAGUUGAAGCCCAAAUCUUCUGGCUCGGUCUCAUCAUCUGCCCAGUGAUUUGGACAAUGUUUUUCUUUAGCAUCUUGUUCUCCUUGAAGCUGAAAUGGCUGGCUCUCGUGAUUGCUGGGAUCUCCCUCCAGACUGCUAAUUUAUAUGGCUACAUCCACUGCAAGUUAGGGGGACAAAAAACCAUCAGCAGAGUAACCUCAAGGUUGUUUGGCACCACAGAUGUUCCCAAGAGUACUGAGCUUCAGCCCAUGGGGUAGAACAGCCAACCUGCCUCUCAGGGCUAGUGCUGCCUUUUCCUGGGUCCCAGUUCCUGCAGUGAGUCCAGGAUAAUUCUGAUUCUCCACCAAGCCUCUCUGGCAGUGUCACAUGGAAGAGCCAUUACCCCAGGUCACUUUCCUCCAUGUUUGGAAGCCUGCUGAGCUCCACAACUGAGCUGCUUCCAAGCUCCAAAAGAAUGUUCUUAAGUUAAAUCCUUGGAGUUGCUAUAAUUCUAAUUCCUCUGUUUAAGCAGAGCUGGAAGAGCCAUCUUCAACCUUCAGGCUUCCAGCUGGCAGCUCCCUGCUUUUGUAAGAGAUCCCUGUGUCCUGGGUUAUGCUUACAGCCAUGUGUGCUCUGUUCCCUCAACAGGACACAGCAGGACAAUUUCAGAAGAUGGCCCUGAAGAACAUGGGAAGACAGGCACUAGGUAACCAAAUAA
This is a messenger RNA of Haemorhous mexicanus (house finch), 1181 nucleotides long. It is a transcript of the gene TVP23A, whose product is annotated as trans-golgi network vesicle protein 23 homolog A. The transcript has 6 exons. Lineage: Eukaryota; Metazoa; Chordata; Aves; Passeriformes; Fringillidae. Gene Ontology annotation, biological process: vesicle-mediated transport; protein secretion. The record is from RefSeq and is a predicted model, not a curated record. Gene Ontology annotation, cellular component: Golgi membrane. The coding region runs from base 136 to 741 and encodes 201 amino acids.